GGGGGCGGGGCCUAGCGAAGAAGUACAUAAGGCGGGCGCAGGGCGCCCCCCCAGUCACUUCGCGCGUUAGGAGACUCGGGUCGUUGUGCUGUGCCGUCUUCCCGCCUGCGUCAGGGACCUGCCCGACUCAGUGGCCGCCAUGGCAUCAGAUGAAGGCAAGCUUUUCGUCGGAGGGCUGAGUUUUGACACCAACGAGCAGUCACUGGAGCAGGUCUUCUCAAAAUAUGGACAGAUCUCAGAAGUGGUGGUCGUGAAGGACAGGGAGACCCAGCGAUCGAGGGGCUUUGGGUUUGUCACCUUUGAGAACAUCGACGAUGCCAAGGACGCCAUGAUGGCCAUGAACGGGAAGUCUGUGGAUGGGCGGCAGAUCCGGGUCGACCAGGCUGGCAAAUCGUCUGAUAACCGAUCCCGCGGGUACCGAGGUGGCUCUGUCGGGGGCCGGGGCUUCUUCCGCGGGGGCCGAGGUCGGGGCCGUGGGUUCUCCAGAGGAGGAGGGGACCGCGGCUACGGGGGGAGCCGGUUCGAGUCCAGGAGUGGGGGCUAUGGAGGCUCCAGAGACUACUACAGCAGCCGGAGUCAGAGUGGCAGCUGCGGUGACCGGAGCUCGGGCGGGUCCUACAGAGAUAGCUACGACAGUUACGCUACACACAACGAGUAAAAAUCCUUCCUGCUCGAGAUCGUCCUUCCAAUGGCCGUAUAUUUAAAGAUUUUGGGAGCUCCGCUGAAUCGUUAAUGUGUAGUGAUCACACCUCCUUGUACCCACUUUUGUAGUCUUAUUGGUUCUGAUCUUGUCAAACACAGCCUGACUGCUUCUGGCCCCCAGAUGGCCUCGUUACUACACUUUGCUUUUUAAGGAAGCGCUGUCUGUUUUUAAGAGUCUUAAAAACGUUUUGAAGAGCACUUCCAGUUUUACCUUUUUACCGUGAGCCAAGAGUUCUUUUUUUAGAAAAUCACCAGGGGUUGUGAGAGUUUUGUUUUUUUGUUUUGGUUGUGUUGCUUUUUUCUUUUUCUUUUCAGUGGGGUUGGCCCCAUGAAUUUGGGUGCCCCGAGUCACUUCUCUUUGAGAUUGAACAGACUCUGAAUCUGCUCUUUGUCGGAAGCUGAGCAAGUUGUAGCUUUUUUCCAACUCGGUGUCACGUUUCUGAGUGUAGCGUGGUAGAACCGUGCGGGUGGCAGCAGAGCACCCGGGCUGCCCUGGCCCGGCCCGGGCGCCCACCUGUCGUGUGGGACCCACAGUAGACUUGCAGACAUCCCCGAGAGGUUCUUGAAAAUGUGUAUUUAUAUUGUCCUUUUUUGCCGGAAGACGUACGCAUAUCCCGUCAAUGUUGUAUCUGAAGUGGUGAAGGAAUUCUUGUACGCAGUUUUCUUUGGCUUCACGAAGCCGAUUAAAAGACCAUCUGAAUGAACCUC
Delphinapterus leucas (beluga whale) is the source of this 1410-nucleotide messenger RNA. RefSeq names its product cold inducible RNA binding protein (gene CIRBP). The record is from RefSeq and is a predicted model, not a curated record. Gene Ontology annotation, molecular function: RNA binding. NCBI's taxonomy places the organism in Eukaryota, Metazoa, Chordata, Mammalia, Artiodactyla, Monodontidae.